AUGGGGAAAGACCAAGCUUUUGAGGAGGCAGCCAAAAGACUUAAAAUGGAUGAGGAGGAUAGAAAGAAAAUGGUUCCUGAUUUAAGGAAAAAGUCUCGCCGAGAUUAUGUCAAAAAACGGCGGGUGGACAAGCUUGAAAUGCUUAAAGAGGACAUUCUUGAUGAUGAAUACUUGUUUGAAGAUGCUCAGAUUUCAAAAAGAGAGAAACAGGAUCAAGAAUAUAAGAAAAAGGUUUACCAUUUAGCAGUAGAGCAUGCCAAGGCUGGAGAAUUGGAAAAAGUACAGAGAUAUGAAAUGCCACAGGAAAAUCAGAAGCCUGCCAGAUAUGAUGAAACCACAGUGGAAGAACUGGGACCUAAUUAUGAGCAGAAGAAAUGGGAGGAGGACAAGCUUGGUUAUGCUGUCAUGAAAUUUAUUGCCAAAGAUGCAUGGGACAAGAACAAGAAUAAGGAUUAUGAUCUUGUUGUGGAUGAAGAUCAGAUUAAUUUUGUAAUGGCUGAACAGAUUCCUGGGAUAAAAGAGAGGCAGGAACCAGAAAUGAAUGACUAUCAGAAGAAAAGAUUAACAAUUGAAGAGGUGGCAAAAAGUUUGUCAAUANNNCCAUAUAGAGAGAGCCUUAUCCAAGCCAUCAGAGAUCAUCAGGUUAUUAUUAUCGAAGGAGAGACAGGCUCAGGAAAGACCACUCAAAUUCCACAAUACCUUCAUGAAGCAGGUUUUACCAAGGGUAAGAUGAAAAUUGGGUGUACUCAGCCUCGACGAGUUGCAGCAAUGAGCGUCGCAGCAAGAGUAUCUGAAGAGAUGGGUACAAAACUAGGAAAUGAGGUUGGAUACAGUAUCCGUUUCGAAGAUUGCUGUUCAGAGCGAACCAUAAUAAAGUACAUGACUGAUGGAAUGUUGCUGCGUGAGUUCUUGGGUGAACCGGAUCUAGCUGGAUACAGUGUUCUGAUUAUUGACGAAGCUCACGAACGAACCCUUCAUACUGAUGUGCUAUUUGGCUUGGUCAAGGACAUUGCUCGAUUCCGAAAAGAUCUUAAACUUCUGAUAUCCAGUGCGACUUUGGAUGCUGACAAGUUUUCACAGUUCUUUGAGGAUGCGCCCAUCUUUAGAAUUCCUGGUCGAAGAUUUCCCGUGAAUAUUUAUUACACAAAGUCUCCAGAAGCUGAUUAUCUUGAAGCCACGGUGGUGACUGUGUUACAGAUACACGUGACCCAACCCCCAGGGGACAUCCUGGUUUUUUUUACUGGCUAGGAGGAAAUCGAAAGGUCACAGGAGUUGUUACAAGAACGCACGCGCCAACUGGGCUCCAAAAUCAAUGAGCUAACCAUUCUUCCCAUCUACUCUAAUCUUCCAUCGGAUUUGCAAGCGAAGAUAUUUGAGCCCACUCCUCCUGGGGGAAGAAAAGUUGUUUUAGCCACCAAUAUCGCCGAGACGUCGCUAACCAUUGAUGGUAUUAUAUAUGUUAUUGAUCCUGGAUUUUGUAAACAGAAGAGUUACAACCCACGCACAGGAAUGGAGUCACUAGUGGUGACACCCAUUUCAAAAGCAUCAGCCAAUCAAAGAGCAGGUCGUGCGGGUCGCGUGGCAGCAGGCAACUGUUUCAGAUUGUACACAGCAUGGGCGUACAAGAACGAACUGGAGGAGAACACCAUCCCCGAGAUCCAGAGAAGUAACUUGGGAAAUGUAGUUCUACUUCUGAAGAGCCUGGGUAUCAACGAUUUGAUUCAUUUUGAUUUCAUGGAUCCCCCUCCGGCUGAGACCUUUAUCAUUGCCCUCGAGCAGCUGUACGCUCUGGGAGGACUGAACCAUCACGGAGAACUCACAAAGCUUGGACGUCGCAUGGCGGAAUUUUCUGUGUCAAAAGAACCCAAGAUCGAUUUUCAUUUUCAAUUGUCUUUCAGGUACAAGUGCGUCGAACAGAUUCUUACCAUCACUGCCAUGUUAUCGGUGAACAACGCCAUUUUCUAUCGCCCCAAGGAUAAAGUCGUACAUGCGGACAACGCGCGCGUAAACUUCUUUCGUCCAGGAGGUGAUCACCUGACAUUGUUGAACGUGUACGAUCAGUGGGUGGAGACUGGGUACCUCACUCAAUGGUGCUAUGAGAAUUUCAUACAGCAUCGCUCUAUGAAGAGAGCGCGUGACGUUAGGGAACAGCUAGAGGGACUGAUGGAGAGAGUAGAGAUUGAAAUUUCGUCGAACCCAAAUGAUUCUGUUCCUAUCAGAAAGGCGAUCACAUCAGGUUACUUUUAUCACACUGCCAGGCUAGGCAAGAGUGGCCAGUACAGGACAGUAAAACAUCAGCAGACAGUCAUGAUUCACCCGAACAGCAGUCUUUUCCAGGACCAGCCCAGAUGGGUGAUCUACCACGAGCUUGUGUUCACUACAAAGGAGUUCACGAGACAGAUCAUAGAGAUUGAAAACAAAUGGCUGUUGGAGGUAGCACCUCACUAUUACAAAGCCAAGGAGCUAGAAGACAGCUCCAGUAAGAAAAUGCCCAAGACGGCUGGAGUCACAAGAGAGCAAGCUAGGUCGACGACGUGAAUUUGGGUUGCAUGACGAGUAACAUGUUGUGUCACGCUAGCAUCGAUUUAGUUCUGGCUUGAGUCGAACCCUGGACUUGUUAAUUACUGUAUUGGAUUAAAGACGAUCU
Stylophora pistillata is the source of this 2647-nucleotide messenger RNA. RefSeq names its product pre-mRNA-splicing factor ATP-dependent RNA helicase DHX16-like. Gene Ontology annotation, molecular function: RNA binding; helicase activity; ATP binding. Lineage: Eukaryota; Metazoa; Cnidaria; Anthozoa; Scleractinia; Pocilloporidae. Gene Ontology annotation, cellular component: catalytic step 2 spliceosome; intracellular anatomical structure. The record is from RefSeq and is a predicted model, not a curated record.